This is a messenger RNA of Polychytrium aggregatum, 1193 nucleotides long. RefSeq lists its product as uncharacterized. The transcript has 5 exons. The record is from RefSeq and is a predicted model, not a curated record. Lineage: Eukaryota; Fungi; Chytridiomycota; Chytridiomycetes; Polychytriales. Gene Ontology annotation, cellular component: trans-Golgi network; membrane. Gene Ontology annotation, biological process: endoplasmic reticulum to Golgi vesicle-mediated transport; vesicle fusion with Golgi apparatus. The coding region runs from base 49 to 801 and encodes 250 amino acids.
CAUCACCAGCAGCGUCGCCAGCAGCGUCGCCAGCAGCAGCGUCCCGACAUGUCGGCUCUCUUUGACCAGAAUCCGUACCAGUCGUACUCGGCCGGUGGCCAGGAGGACUCGCUGCAGUUUACCCAAUUCAGCUAUGGCGAGCCCUCCGGCGCCUCCUAUUCAUCCUCAUACGCCCACUCGAUCCAGCAACAGUCCUACAACCAGGCCUCGCGGAUGCACUCCUCAUCGCCGUCCGAGUUUGACUGGAGAUCAGCUUUUGGAACUGGUGGUCUGGCUGGGGAGCCGCCUCUGCUCGAAGAGCUUGGAAUCAACUUUGAGCAUAUAAAGAACAAGAGCCUCACGGUUCUCAACCCCUUCACGAACGUCGAUCAGCACAUCAUGGACGAUACCGAUUUGGCCGGGCCGCUCAUUUUCCUCGGGCUCUUUGGCGGUUUUUUGCUGCUGUCGGGCAAGCUUCACUUUGGAUACAUUUACGGCGUUGCUAUGCUCGGCUGCGCUUCGAUGUAUGUCAUCCUCAACCUAAUGAGCACCGACGGCAUCGACGUUUCGAGAGCAACCAGCGUUCUUGGAUAUUGUUUGCUGCCGAUGGUGCUGCUGAGCUCAAGCACAGCCCUUCUCCAGCUCAGCGGCUUUGGCCUCGGCAUCAUCGGAUUCGCUUUGACGUGCGUGUCGGUUCUCUGGUGCACGUAUUCGGCCUCCCUCAUGUUUGUUACGGUGCUACGCAUGAAGGAGCAGCAGCUCCUGGUGGCCUAUCCUGUCGGCCUGCUCUACAGCGCCUUUGCCCUACUGGCGAUGCUGUGAUGUGCCCGCUGAGACAUAUGCACCAGGGCCAAUAGAACGACCCAAUGCAAAAACAGGAUUUGAUUCCAGAGAAUCAUUGGUCCGCUUUCCAAGGCGACAGCGUUGAAAGACAAGGCAGCACACUGUUGCUUUCGGGAAAAGCACGGCCAACAACGACCAAGUGGGUUGAAUCAUCUCCCGGAGCGCCCGUCUCAUGGCGCCGGUCCGGCCAAUAUUCCGACAUCGCUGCGAUCGAUAUCUCAUCGGCCGGGUGCAUGCGUCACAGCAGCGGCACAAGCGCGGACCAGCGCCACAUCAUUCCAUCCGCCUGCUUCGUCUGGGAUGGGUCACGUGCCAUUCGGCUGAUCCGGCACCGAGCCCGUUCAAGCCGAUUGACCCAGCGUGCUUGCUGU